UACAGACUUGGACAACAACAAGCUCGAAAACAAAAUACUAAACAACAUAGUCAGGAGAAUACCGGGAUGUCUUAUGUAAAUUUCGGCAAUAAUUCUUCAGGAUUAGCUACAGCUUCAUCUCCAGUUAAUGACCAACCAAGAGAAGUUGCAGAGACAUCAAAGUCACAGAUUGAAGUACAUGAUAGAUUAAGUCAGCAACUGGAGGUACAAAAGAAACUACGGAUGAGAAUUGAAGUGCAAGAAAAGUACUUGCAAGCCAUAUUAGACAAAGCCCAAAAGAGCCUUUCACUUGAUAUUAAGAGCAGUGACAAUCCUGAUUUGGCUCUAUCCAAUCUUAUUCAGAAUAUCAAUGCAGAAAACAAGAAAGAAGACAAUGUUAAUGACUUCACAAAUUUUUAUAGCAAGGCAACCUCUUCAUCUUUGCAUAUUAAAAGGGAAGAAAUUAAAUAUUCUAAUCACAAGGCUGAAGGUCUUACAUAUUUAGACUUAAAUACAAUGGAUAACUGUGAUUUUGUUGCUGUAAAUACAUCUGAAUUAUUGAAACUCAACAUGCUUUCAUACAGUAGUUAA
Molecule: messenger RNA, 570 nt
Organism: Jatropha curcas
Lineage: Eukaryota; Viridiplantae; Streptophyta; Magnoliopsida; Malpighiales; Euphorbiaceae
Source: RefSeq, a predicted model, not a curated record